Messenger RNA from Nymphaea colorata (pocket water lily), 1223 nucleotides. RefSeq names its product beta-carotene isomerase D27, chloroplastic. NCBI's taxonomy places the organism in Eukaryota, Viridiplantae, Streptophyta, Magnoliopsida, Nymphaeales, Nymphaeaceae. The transcript has 7 exons. The record is from RefSeq and is a predicted model, not a curated record. Gene Ontology annotation, molecular function: iron ion binding. Bases 151 to 909 code for a protein of 252 amino acids.
GAUUAUGUGUUUGUCCCGCGUUCAGGAAAAAUUUGGAAACAACCGGUCGGGAGACUUAAAUCAAUAAAAAAAACCGAAUCUUUCGUGGUUAAAAAUGCAAUCCAUGAUGAUAUAAGGUGGUACUAGAUUAAGUGGAAUCCUGACGUCUCUAUGGAGCUCGGCUUGCAUACCAUCAGUUUCAGACCGCCGCUGACGCCGUCUUAUAAUCGAAAUAUUCGCUUGAUUAGAUGCGGCAUCGCCGAGCCUUCCGGCGUGCCGGCACCGAUGGGGCAGAAGACUCGGUACAAGGACGGUUUCUUUGAGAAGGCUUUCAUGACUCUGUUUGCCCGAAAAAUGGAGAAGUUUGCUUCAGCCAAGGAUGGAGCUGCCAAGGGAUGGUAUGAUUAUGAGAGUUUCGUGGAUGUCUCAAAGCGAGUGGUGCAAGGACGGUCCCGGAAGGAACAGCAGGAAGUUGUAAGAGAGGUGCUCCUGUCGAUGCUUCCUCCUGGUGCGCCCGCUCAGUUUCGGAAAUUAUUUCCUCCAACGAAGUGGGCCGCAGAGUUCAAUGCUGCUAUAACCGUGCCAUUCUUUUACUGGUUGGUUGGGCCUUCUGAGGUUAUCGAAGUGGAGGUCAAUGGGGUGAAGCAACAAAGUGGCGUCCUUAUAAAGAAAUGCAGGUACCUGGAAAAUAGUGGAUGUGUUGGCAUGUGCGUGAAUAUGUGCAAGAUUCCUACGCAAGAUUUUUUCACAAACGAAUUUGGACUUCCCUUGACUAUGAAUCCAAAUUUUGAGGAUAUGAGUUGUGAGAUGGUAUAUGGCCAGGCACCUCCUCCUUUGGAGCUUGAUCUGGUGUCAAAACAAGCUUGUUAUGCAGAAAUAUGUACCAUGGCCAACAAGAACUCCACAGUCUGUCCUAAAGUACAAUUUUGAUUAGAUUGUCAAUUGAUGCAUAUUUGAUGAUGAAAUGUCUUCCCUUUCUAUUGAAGCUCAUGCUAUUCAGGUUAGUAAGCGGCUUUCUUUUGAUACUUUCAAAGGCUUUUUCUGGAAGUAAAAGAUUCCCUCGGUUGUGCCGCUCCUCUUAUGUAUUAUAGUUGCAAAUGAGGUAAUUUGGUAGAUGGGUUUUAGCUUUUUUUGGGGCUGUACAAAAUUCCAUUGUCACUGGCCCACAAAUGUGCUCAGCCGUCUUGGAUCUGGCCUGUUGGCAGCCUUAAUAUGUAAUGAUUCAUUUCUAUUUUCUAACAUUA